Messenger RNA from Dipodomys ordii (Ord's kangaroo rat), 2829 nucleotides. It is a transcript of the gene Rpgr, whose product is annotated as retinitis pigmentosa GTPase regulator. The coding region runs from base 132 to 2447 and encodes 771 amino acids. The record is from RefSeq and is a predicted model, not a curated record. Lineage: Eukaryota; Metazoa; Chordata; Mammalia; Rodentia; Heteromyidae. Gene Ontology annotation, biological process: ubiquitin-dependent protein catabolic process; visual perception; protein ubiquitination. The transcript is spliced from 18 exons. Gene Ontology annotation, molecular function: ubiquitin protein ligase activity. Gene Ontology annotation, cellular component: photoreceptor outer segment.
CAAAGGGGUCGUUAUGGGGGUCCGGGGGGCUUCCGCGGCCUGCGUUGGAGCUAAGUCGCUACUUUAGAUCCCAUCGAGCCACUCCCUCGGAGUUCCAGGACCAGCCUUUUGUUUCUAGUCCGGCCCUAGGCAUGGGAGAGCCCAAGAUGCUCGUGCCCGAUUCGGGUGCUCUGUUUACAUUUGGAAAAAGUAAAUUUGCUGAAAAUAUUCCCAGCAAAUUCUGGUUUAAGAAUGACGUUCCUGUAUGUCUUUCAUGUGGAGAUGAACAUACUGCUAUUGUUACAGGAAAUAAUAAACUUUACAUGUUUGGCAGUAACAACUGGGGACAGUUAGGAUUAGGAUCACAGUCGACUAUGAACAAGCCAACAUGUGUCAAAGCUCUUAAACCUGAAAAAGUGAAACUUGCUGCCUGUGGAAGGAAUCACACAUUGGUUUCAACAGAAAAAGGCAGCGUGUUUGCUACUGGAGGAAAUAGUGAAGGGCAAUUGGGACUUGGUGAUACUGAAGAAAGAAACACUUUCCAUCAAAUUAGCUUUUUUACCACCCAACAUCAAAUUAAGCAGCUCUCUGCUGGAUCUAAUACUUCAGCUGCACUAACAGAGGAUGGAAAACUUUUCAUGUGGGGUGACAAUUCAGAAGGACAACUUGGCUUAAAAAAUAUAAGUAAUGUGUGUGUUCCUCAUCAAGUAACUGUUGGGAAACCAAUUAUCUGGAUCUCUUGUGGAUAUUACCAUUCAGCCUUUGUAACAACGGAUGGUGAACUUUACACAUUUGGGGAACCUGAGCAUGGGAAAUUAGGCCUUCCCAGUAAGCUGCUGGCCAACCACAGAACACCCCAGCUGGUGACUGGAAUUGCUGAAAAGGUGUUACAAGUAGCCUGUGGUGGAGGGCACACUAUUGUUCUCACAGAGAAAACUGUAUAUACCUUUGGACUGGGACAAUUUGGUCAACUAGGCCUCGGCACUGCUCUUUUUGAGACUCCAGAACCCAAAGUUGUUGAACAUAUUAAGGAUCAGAAAAUAACUUUUGUUUCCUGCGGAGAAAAUCACACAGCUGUGAUGACAGACAUAGGUCUAAUGUAUACUUUUGGAGAUGGUCGUCAUGGAAAAUUAGGACUUGGAUUGGAGAAUUUUACCAAUCAAUUCUUUCCCACCUUAUGUUCUAAUUUUUUGAGAUUCAUAGUUCAACAGAUUGCUUGUGGUGGUUGUCACAUGCUAGUUUUUGCCACCCCUCGACUUGGUGUAGUAGAAGAAAUGGAAUUUAAUGAAGCAAAUGAGCCUCACUUACAGUCAACUUCUUCUAAGCCCAUCGGUGGUGUGAACUCAGGGAAUGCACUCCAUAGAACUGUAUCAGCACGUUUGCGUCGAAGAGACCAGGAGACACCGUCACAUUCUUCUCCAGUGACACAAACACUGCCUCCUGUAGAGGGGACUGGCAAAGGAACCGCUUAUUUCUCACCCAGUUCAGUCCCUUUCCGUUUGCCUCGGUGUAACUUCCCAGAGAAAAGCACUUUUGAGCCUGGAAAGCUACUGGAGUCAGAGUAUUUUCAAGAUCUGAUGACCAAAGAAAGUGAUGCAGAAAAUUCUACUCAAGCAGCAGAAUCAGAAAACCUUGAAGAAACUACUGAUGUCUUAAAUAUGACACAUGUGGUGAACCUGAGUUCCAGUGAGAAGUCACCAGUAUUUUCUCCAAUUCAAAAACACAAGAGCCAAGACCCAGUUGAGAAACUGAGCCAGCUUACAACCUGUACUGAAAAUGAUGAUAAUAAUGAAUAUGAAUUUGAAGAGAUGUCAAAAACAAAAGAAGAUAAAACAUGUGAACAACAGGUGUCAACAGGUGUCUCUGUGGUUCAAGUAGCUGAAACCUUGGAAGCAUUUUCAGAUGAGGAAGAAGGAAGUAGUGGCACACAGCAGGAUCUGAGUGUUUCCGAAAUUACAGACCACAAACCAGAAGAUAAUGACAGUCAAAUUAGUGCCAAACAAACAGAAGAGAAAAAAAGUGUGGAAGAUGAUAAAAAUGUUGCUGCAGGUGACCAUGGUGAAACCAAAGUGCCAGGAAGUGUCAAAGAUAUUCCAGCUGAAAUCGCUGAAGAGGAAAGAAAAGCCAGUGUAGAGGAUCUAGCUGUUCAUGAAUACAACAAAAAUCCAAAAGGAAACAUGCAUGAAUGUGCCCCGAGUACUUCUCCAGACAACCUGGAAGUUAGUGAUUCAACACCAAGUCAAGAAGUGAAAAAAUCCAAAAAGAUGUUUUUCCUUAAAUGGAUGUCUCUGACAGGUCAGAGAUUUACACAGAAUGAGUCACCUGAAACCAUCAAACCAGUAGGAGAUGAAGUACCAUUACCAAGCGAUAACAAAGAUGCCAGUCAGAGCCAAAUGGAACAAAACUUUCAGGAUCCUUCACCAUCAAAUACUGCUGAGGGAAAGUCAAAAUCCUGUAUGAUAUUAUAAAGAUAUGUCUUAUGUUUUCAUGGUCAUCAAGCACAUUCAUAGUUUAUACUUGAAAAAUGUUAUGACUUCUGAAAGAAAAUUUCUAAUAAAAUAAAUUUAAAGAUGUAAAUUAUAGAUUUUAUUUGAGCAGUAUGACCAGUUUUGAUAUUUAUGUAUGCAAAUAUUUUUGACAAGCGAUUUCAAAAUAUAUCUCAACAUCUCAACCUCUUCUUGAAGUGUUGUGGCCUUAACUGUUCAGUGUUGCAUAAAACAAUGUAUUUUUGUAUGUGAAAAUUGAACUCUAAGAUAUUUAAUGGUUUUUGCUAAAUAAUUUUACUUCUUAUUUCAUAAGACAAUGUUCACCACCUCGUGGCACUGUAACAGUUUUAAAUGUAUUUGUUAA